This is a messenger RNA of Leguminivora glycinivorella, 1903 nucleotides long. Its product is annotated as gastrula zinc finger protein XlCGF8.2DB-like. Bases 184 to 1119 code for a protein of 311 amino acids. NCBI's taxonomy places the organism in Eukaryota, Metazoa, Arthropoda, Insecta, Lepidoptera, Tortricidae. The record is from RefSeq and is a predicted model, not a curated record. The transcript has 7 exons. Gene Ontology annotation, cellular component: nucleus.
CUGUUUGACGUUAGGCGCUUAGGUUAUGUCCGUUUUAUUUUUACAUGCGUGCGAAUUUUGAAAUACUGGAUAAGUGAAGUAAUUUUUAUCAAAUAAGUUAAAUCUUAGCUUAGUGACAAGCAGCGAUAACAUACCCAAAAGAGUUCAUGUUUUAAUAAUGUGGUAGCGGUAGGAAAUACAAACAUGCAAACCAAACAGAAAACUUUACAUCGCUGCACUUUUGAAGGAUGCAAUUCCGUGUUUAACAGACCAUAUAGAUUGGCACAACACUUGUUAGUCCAUAAUAACAUCAAAGGGUUUCCAUGUCCUGAGAGUAACUGCAACAAAGCAUAUACAAACAAAAGUCAUCUAGACAGGCACAUAAAUAAUACCCAUAAAAUUACUGAAAAUGAUAUGUUAUUCAGCUGUCCAACAUGCUUAAAGAAGUAUGCUAACAGGCAGAAUUUGAAAAGGCAUGUGAACAUUACUCACAAAGUGAAGAUACCAUUUUCGUGUGACAUUUGCAAGUUGAACUUUCUAAAGAAGCACCAGUUAACAGCGCACAUGUACCAGCACACUGGAAUUAUGGCGUUCAGCUGUGAGCUUUGUCACAAAGAAUUUGUGAGUCUCAAAGAAAAGAAGAAACAUGCUCGAACACAUAAGACAUACAGGUGCACAGAGUGUGAUGCCACAUUCGGCAUGUGGUCUAAGUACCAGAAGCACAUAAAGCUAGAUCACUUCGGCAGAGCAUUUGUUUGCAAUGAGUGUGAUAGACAUUUUAAACUACGCAGUCACAUUGUGCGGCACAUUAAAACACAUUCGGAAAUAAAAACCAGAACUUUUCCAUGCCCAUAUGAUAACUGUGAACGGGUUUAUUCAAGGAACAGUAAUUUGAAACAACAUAUCUUAAUGAAACAUGAGAGAAUAAGGCAUGAAUGUGAAAUAUGUGAAGCAGAGUUGAGUACAAAGGCCAAGCUGGUAUUGCAUCUGAAGCUACACAGCGAACCAAAUAUUAAAACCAAGCCUACGAAAACAAAACUCACUGGACGUAAAGAGAGGAAAGAUGCAGGCAGCAUGAAAAUCUCUAUGGUCCGCCAAGCUUGCUGGAGUCCAGGAAGCAUUAGAACCAGAAAUCAUUGAUGUUAUUGUUUAAAAACUUUGAAAUUACAAUGUUAUGUUAUUUUAUCUAUUCUCUUUGGAAAUAUGUGUCUUAACUUAUUGAGAUUUCAUCACCCUCCAAUAAUAAUGAGGCGAGGUUGACUGGUAGAGAAUGCCUUAAAGCAUUAAGUCCGCCUUUUUGUACUGCUAGAUUUUUCUUUUGUGCAAUAAAGAUUAAAUAAAUAAAUAAAUAAUUAUAGCUUAGUUGGUAGUUACGCAGACAGAACGUACAGACUUGGUAGAAGGGCUUUCGCGAUCUAUAUCCGCUAAAAGCUCUCCCGCUAUGAUCAAUUUUCUACACUCGGCAAUUUAGCAAUAACUUAAUUUAUCUGGAUCCGGUCAAGACAUCAUCAUCAUAUCCGAUGAAAUAAUCCAUAGCAGGCAAAAUAUUGAAUAGACGAUUUACUAGUCACACUGUGUACUUGUCGGCCUGUCGUUCUUAGCAAUGUCAGUGCCUAGCACAUGAUGGCCGCGAGAGUAUGUCUCCGUGAGAUACAUUACACGUCUUCUAACUGUAUUAAUGACAAGGACGGGUAGAUCAAGACAAAAUACCUAUACAUGUUUUAUAAGCAUUGUUGGGGAAACUUCUAGUAUCUUUGCUAGUACUUAGCAGUAAACGAAGUUACCACAUCCCGAAGUUUUCUUACUUAACUGGCCUUUAUAAACAAAAUUCAUGUUAGGCAAUUUUAAAUUUUGCCGCCUGCUGACAAGGUCGAGUGGCAUACUCGACCUAGAUGUCGCUCUUUCACAAUGUGUUAGAGGGAGA